Cynocephalus volans (Philippine flying lemur) is the source of this 567-nucleotide messenger RNA. Its product is annotated as myosin regulatory light chain 12B-like. Gene Ontology annotation, biological process: platelet aggregation. Bases 22 to 465 code for a protein of 147 amino acids. Lineage: Eukaryota; Metazoa; Chordata; Mammalia; Dermoptera; Cynocephalidae. The transcript has a single exon. Gene Ontology annotation, molecular function: calcium ion binding. The record is from RefSeq and is a predicted model, not a curated record. Gene Ontology annotation, cellular component: cytoplasm.
GCAACAUCCAACGUGUUUGCCAUGUUUGACCAGUCACAGAUUCAGGAGUUCAAAGAGGCCUUCAGCAUGAUUGAUCAGAACAGAGAUGGUUUCAUCGACAAGGAAGAUUUGCAUGAUAUUCUUGCUUCUCUAGGGAAGAAUCCCACUGACGCAUACCUGGACGCCAUGAUGAAUGAGGCCCCGGGGCCCAUCAAUUUCACCAUGCUUCUCACUAUGUUUGGUGAAAAGUUGAAUGGCACAGAUCCCGAAGAUGUCAUCAGAAAUGCUUUUGUUUGCGUUCAUGAAGAAGCAACUGGCACCAUCCAGGAAGAUUACCUGAGAGAGCUGCUGACAACCAUGGGAGGUCAGUUUACAGAUGAGGAAGUGGAUGAGCUGUACAGAGAAGCAUCCAUUGACAAAAAGGGGGAUUUUGAUUACAUUGAGUCCAUGCACAUUCUUAAAACAUGGAGCAAAAGACAAGGAUGACUGAAAGGACUUCAGCUAAAACCUUCCAAUUAUGUUUUCUUACUCUAUUUUAUUUCCCAGACACUUCCCCCACCUUCACAGAACCUGUUGCAUGCAGUUUAG